Messenger RNA from Lathyrus sativus (Indian pea), 1395 nucleotides. NCBI's taxonomy places the organism in Eukaryota, Viridiplantae, Streptophyta, Magnoliopsida, Fabales, Fabaceae. The record is from the annotation of a GenBank genome assembly.
AUGACACCCAUACAACUCAUCUUCUUCUUCUCACUCACACUCAUCACUACCAAAAUACUCAAACUUUGUUUUUCCGCAAUCAACGCUAGACAAAGCAGGAAAACCGCGGUCGGUUUCUUCCAUCCAUACACCAACGACGGCGGCGGUGGAGAAAGGGUUCUAUGGUGCGCCGUCAAAGCUAUCCAGGAAGAGAAUCCUGACCUUCAAUGCCUUGUUUAUACAGGCGAUCACGAUGCCACACCUCAGUCGUUGUUCAAUCGUGCACUUGAUCGAUUUGGUGUUACGCUUCUGUCCCCUCCUAAGGUGGUUCAUUUGUACAAGAGAAAGUGGAUUGAAGAAACGACAUAUCCACACUUUACUAUGAUUGGUCAAAGUCUAGGCUCUAUGUAUCUUGCAUGGGAAGCUUUGUGCAAGUUUACCCCUUCCUAUUAUUUUGAUACAAGUGGAUAUGCUUUUACAUAUCCACUUGCUAGGUUGUUUGGAUGCAAAGUUAUUUGCUAUACGCACUACCCUACUAUCAGUUCAGACAUGUUAUCCCGCGUUCGUCAACGCAGCUCCAUGUAUAAUAAUGAUGCCUUGGUUGCCAAAAGUGUUUGGCUUUCUCGGUGCAAAAUCAUAUAUUACACAAUCUUCAGCUGGUUGUAUGGGAUUGUUGGAUCUUGCACACAUCUAGCUAUGGUGAAUUCAUCUUGGACUAAAGCCCAUAUUGAAAAGCUUUGGGGAGUUCCAGAUCGGAUUAAGCGAGUUUAUCCUCCUUGUGAUACUUCAGGACUUCAGGUGCUGCCUUUGGAAAGACCGGCUGAAAUUCCUGUAAUAAUAUCGGUUGCACAAUUUCGACCAGAGAAGGCUCACAGUCUCCAACUUGAGGCAUUUUCAGUUGCCAUUAAGAGAUUAGAUUCUGGCUUGUCGAAACCUAAGCUCCAGUUUGUAGGCAGCUGUAGAAAUAAAUCCGAUGAAGAUAGACUGCAAACCUUAAAAGAAAAAGCAAUUGAGCUGAAUGUGAAUGAACAAGUGGAAUUCCACAAGAAUGUAACAUACAGAGAUUUGGUGGGACUGUUAGCUGGCGCUGUUGCUGGCAUCCAUUCCAUGACAGACGAGCAUUUUGGGAUUAGUGUUGUAGAAUAUAUGGCUGCCGGUGCCAUCCCAAUUGCUCAUAAUUCAGCCGGCCCAAAAAUGGACAUUGUAUUGGAAGAAGAUGGACAGCAGACAGGAUUUCUCGCCAGCUCCAUUGAAGAAUAUGCAGACGCAAUUUUUAGAGUCAUCAAGAUGUCAGAGACGGAGAGACUUCAGAUGGCCGCUGCUGCAAGGAAACGAGCAAGUAGGUUUUCUGAGCAGAAGUUUUCCGAUGAUUUUAAAGCCGCAGUACGCCCUAUUCUCAGUCGUGUUUCUAGAUGA